AUGGGAAAUAUUUAUCAAGACGUUCAAAACGAUGAAAAACAUUCUCUUAGACUACAAUAUCAGAUUAAAGCUGAACCAAUGGAUAUGGAUUUACCUGAAGACGAUGAAGAGCCACCAGCUUUCGGUCCAGCGGCAUUGGGCCUUCAUAGAGUUGGGACAAAAUUGCCGCCAAAACCAGCACCUAGUGAACCUAUGCAAAAAUUAAAUGCCAGAGGUAUGCCAGCCCGAAUACGAAAGAAAAAUAGAUUUAUAUUUGUUGAUGACUUUGUUAAUACAUCUCCACCAAAACAGUCUCCAAAGAGGACUCCUAAGAUAUUAACAAAAACACCAAGUAAGCCGGCUAGUGCAAAGAAACAGAAGUCGCCAAUGAAAACGCCUAAACACAAUGAGAAGAUUGAAGAGAAGUGUGUAAAUCAAUCACCGGACCGUAAGAGUGGACAGAGGAUAGGUAUGAGGUUAAGAAAUCUCUUGAAGUUGCCUAAAGCACACAAAUGGGUGUGCUUUGAAUAUUUCUAUAGCAAUAUUGAUAAGGCUCUGUUUGAUGGAGAAAACGACUUCAUGAUUUGUCUUAAAGAAUCAUUUCCCCAGCUCACUAAUAAGAAGCUAACUCAGGUUCAAUGGGCCAAAAUAAGACGCAUGAUGGGAAAACCAAGGAGAUGUUCACAAGCUUUCUUUGCCGAGGAACGAAAGGAAUUAGAAAGGAAAAGAAAACUUAUAAGAUAUAUUCAGCAAAGGAAAAACGCUGAUAUAUGUGUCAAAGACUUGCCUAAUGAGAUACCUAUGCAAUUAGUUGUAGGAACAAAGGUCACAGCAAGACUGCGCAAACCACAAGAUGGCCUGUUCACUGGCUGUAUUGAUGCAGUGGACACAUCAAAUAAUACAUACAGAAUAACAUUUGAAAGACCUAAAUUAGGUACACACUCUGUUCCAGAUUAUGAAGUCCUUUCAAAUGAUCCUCCUGAUACAAUAAGUUUAUCAAGUAUGACUCAAAAAUUCAGGCCACGCUAUGUCAUGCAAGAAAUCUUUAGUCUCUAUCAACCAACCAUCCCUAAUAAAAAUACGAGUCAAGGCGAUCCCAUGAUGGGAUGUACGGAUUUGACAAAACAUCUUGAUUCACAUCUAGGGAGUUAUCCUUUCACGUUACUUGAAUUGAUAGUUAAACUAACAAAGAUAUUACAGGCAAAGAAAUGUAAAAUAAACAAGUUGAAAGAGUACAACUGUGAAGCUGAGAAGAGGAAGUCAUUUGGUCAAAGAAUGCCUGAGGACUUUGAAAGGAAAUACGCUUCAGUUGUGAUUGACCUCGAACGGAUGAACAUGGACUUGCAGGAAUACAUAAAUAAAAUACAAGUAUACUGUCAACAGAUUGCUCCAGGGCCUAGUUUAGCGGCGAUGUUGGCACCUUCACACUUGAGGGAAAAAUGUCGUGAAGAAGCUGCCUUACUAGUGGAGAAAAAUAAUAACGGCUCCAUCAAAGACAAUAACAUCAUUGAACUGAUAACUGAUCUCACAGCCCUGAUGUUGCAAGUUAAAAGCUUAUCUGACUCGGACCAGAAUGCUUACGAGUUGAGUGUCUUACAAGGAACUAUGGAUCAGAUAAAGACGAAACUGGAGCCGCAAUAUCAGAAGUUAUUCCAAACUCAUGUUGAAUUACACAUGCAGAGGAUCCAAAUGGGCUUAGGGCAAAUGAUAACUAGCAGUUAUGUCUCCAGUACAUAG
Danaus chrysippus (African queen) is the source of this 1716-nucleotide messenger RNA. Lineage: Eukaryota; Metazoa; Arthropoda; Insecta; Lepidoptera; Nymphalidae. The record is from the annotation of a GenBank genome assembly.